GUUUGUUUGGAGGGAAAACAACAGCACAAAUAGGCCAUCACGACAGCACUCCCCUCGUAUCUUGUCUUCUUUAGCGUCACAGGAGCAUGGCGAAGGAGCGUCCUUGUGCCCUACGCUGGAGCUCGAGCUGAGAGAGAGAGAGAGAGAGAGAGAGAGAGAGAGAGAGGGAGGGGAGAUGCAGCGUCAGUCAGCUGCAGUAGGCAGAGGACAGCGGCAGCAGUAGCAGCAGUGGCUGCCGUUCUCUAUUGUUCAGCCAGAACGUUCUUCUUUCCUUUCCAGCCAACCAGAGGAGCAGAAGCCCAGGAGGUCCGCUACAUGCGCCUUUCCUUCGGGGAACACUAACUGAAGAGGCACACAAACACUUUCAGUCUGUACGACUGAACUUCUUUCUCUGCUCUCGUUGGGGUUUCUCUUCCUCCUGACCGAGUGGAUUUUACGCAACUCAGGGGAGCCAUGGGACUUGGGGUUAGGGGUGCAAGGACAGCGUUCCUGUGUUUAUGGAGGUUAUUUUUACUACUCAGUGGAAUCUGGACCGCUUACACCCAAACGUCAGAAGAUGGGAAGUCGCUGUACUUCUGGGAGACAGGUCCGUGGGGCAGAUGUAUGGGCAGCGAGUGCGGUCCAGGAGGCAGUCAGAGUCGGGCGGUGUGGUGCGCUCAUGUGGAAGGCUGGACCACCCUUCACACCAACUGCCUUCAGUCCACACGGCCGGCCAACCAACAGAGCUGCUUCCGUGUCUGCGACUGGCACAGGGAUCUGUAUGACUGGCGGUUGGGCAGGUGGAACCAGUGUGUUCCCAUAUCGCUGCGCACCGGCCGCACGGGCGUUUGCCUGCAAGGCGAAGAGGGCAUCCAGACGCGGGAGGUGAACUGUGUGCUCAAGGCGGACAGCUCGGCUGCGGACCACGCCAUCUGUGAGUACUUUGAGCCCAAACCCCGACAGGAACAAGCCUGUUUAAUUCCUUGCCCUCAAGACUGUGUGGUGACCGAGUUCACCCCGUGGACCACGUGCUCCAAGACCUGCGGGCUGGGUCUGCAGAACCGCGUCCGCUCCGUCGUGGCACCGCCGCUGUUCGGCGGGCUUCCUUGCCCCAAUCUGACGGAGUUCCAGACGUGCGUGCCGAGGGCCUGCGAGGGCAGAGAGACGGUGUUCAGUCUGAAAGUGGGUGGAUGGAGCGAGUGCAAGCUGCCUUCUUUAAUUUCACCUCCGGCCUCCUCGGCUGCCCCCUCGCGCACCGCCCGCCAAGCCCGCCGGCGGAAAGGCAAAGAGAGGAAAGGGAACCGUGAUCCGGAGAUGCGAGAGCUCAUCAAGAGCAAAAGGAACCGCAACAGGCUGAAUCGACUAGAGGACGACCUCUGGAAUAUGGAAAUAGGCUACCAGUCUCGGCAAGUGGUGUGUGUGCAUCGAAACGGAAGCACGGUGUCACUCAGUCAGUGUCCCCACUGGAGUCUGCCGGAGACGUACCUGUCCUGCCUGAUGCCCAAAGACUGUUUGGUCAGUGAAUGGAGCCUGUGGGGCUCCUGCUCUAAGACCUGCUUGGACCCCAGUGUUCCUCAGGGCUCCCGCUCCCGCAGCAGACAGCUGAUGCGACUUCCUACCGGAGGAGGGUCCGAGUGUCCCCAGCUGGAGGAGAGCCAGGCCUGUGAACCUGAAGGGGACGGGGUUCCACCCUGCGCUGCUUAUGCCUGGCGGAGCACUGAAUGGAGCGAGUGUCGUGUUGACGCGCUGCUCAGCCAGCAGGACCGGCGGCGAGGGAAUCAGACGGGUUUGUGUGGCGGAGGUGUUCAGAGCAGAGAAGUGUACUGCGCCCAAGCCAACGCAGAACUGCUCAGCUACAUCAAUAACAACAAAGACAAACAAGAAGGUCAGUCAUCCAACGGCCAGAUGCCUAGUGUCCCUCCCCUCCUGUCUAUCAGCUAUGAGAUCUCAGCAUCACGACCCAUAGACAUUCGGCUCUGCAAGGGAACGACUCCGAGUACCACGCAGCUGUGUCACAUCCCGUGCCCUGUGGAGUGUGAAGUGUCCCCGUGGGGUGCCUGGGGGCCCUGCACCUUUGAGAAUUGCGAUGAACGGGUGGUGAAGAAAGGUUUCAAGUUCAGACGACGCACAAUCACUAAUUACCCCACGGGUGGUGAGGGAAACUGUCCUCAUCUGGUGGAGGCCAUCCCGUGUGAUGAUCCCAGCUGUUUUAGCUGGCAGCUGGUCAAACUAGAGGAGUGUAUCCCAGAGGAAGACAUGGACUGUGGAGAGGGAACACAGACUCCACAGGUCCGCUGCAUCAACAGCCAAGGUAGCGAGGUGGAGAAGGAGAUGUGUGUGGAUGAGGACUACCCUUCUUCUGUGCCCUGUGUGGUUCCCUGCCCUAAAGACUGCGCUCUUAGCCUCUGGACCGAAUGGUCCACCUGCUCCCAGACCUGCUCCAGUAAAACCGCAGAAGGCAAGCAGAUGAGAACCCGAGCCAUACUGGCUUACAAUGCAGGAGAAGGAGGUUCCAGCUGUCCGAACACCAGCGCCCUGCAGGAGGUGCGGAACUGUAAUGAGCAUCCCUGCAUCGUGUAUCACUGGCAGACGGGCCCCUGGGGACAGUGCGUGGAGGACACCACCACAUCCACCCUCAAUACCUCCUCCAGCGCAGACAAGUCCACCUGCACCAUGGGCGUGCAAACGCGCAAGGUCAUCUGCGUAAAAGUCAACGUCGGACAGGUGCCGCCAAAAAAAUGUCCUGAAGCCCCUCGGCCGGAGUCAGUGAGACCCUGUCUGCUGCCCUGCAAGAGAGACUGUAUCAUCACACCCUUCAGUGAUUGGACAGAGUGCCCCACUUCCUGUGAAGCAGGUGUGAAUGGGAAGAAGAAUAAACAGUUUCGCUAUCGAGUGAUCAUCCAGAUGCCAGCUAAUGGAGGUCAGGAGUGUCCAGACGUUCUUUAUGAAGAGAAAGACUGUGCGACUCCAUCUGUGUGUCCGGGAUACAGGUGGAAAACACACAAGUGGCGUAAAUGUCAGCUGGUCCCAUGGAGCAUCCGCAGAGACAGUAAAGGAGCUCAGGAGAACUGUGGAGCUGGAGUCCAAACUAGAGCUAUCUCGUGUAGGCAGCUGGAUGGUACGGUGGCUGAUGUGGUUCAGUGUCUGAAGUUUACCAGCAGCAUGCCGGUUAUGAGCCAGCCCUGCCAGUUACCUUGCCGAGAUGACUGCCAGCUCACCAACUGGUCCAAGUUCUCUCCUUGCACCUCGGACUGUGUAGGGGUCCGUACACGGAGGAGAGCUCUCGUGGGAAAAAGCAAGAAGAAGGACAAGUGUAAGAACAGCCAGAUGUACCCGCUGAGCGAGACCCAGUACUGCCCCUGUGACAAAUACAACGCUCAGCCGGUGGGAAACUGGUCUGACUGCAUCCUGCCCGAGGGCCGCGUGGAGAACGCCGCAGGCAUGAAGGUGCAGGGGGAUGUGAAGGAGUGCGGACAGGGCUACCGAUACCAGGCCAUGGUGUGCUACGACCAGGACAACAGGCUCGUGGAGACUUCACGCUGUAACAGUCACGGGUAUAUCGAGGAGGCCUGCAUCGUCCCCUGUCCGUCUGAUUGUAAACUCAGCGAAUGGUCCAACUGGUCACGAUGCAGUAAAUCCUGUGGCAGCGGGGUCAAAGUUCGCUCAAAAUGGCUCAGAGAAAAGCCUUACAAUGGAGGAAGACCCUGCCCAAAACUGGACCACCUUAACCAGGCACAGGUGUAUGAGGUGGUCCCGUGCGUCAGUGACUGCAGUCAGUAUGUCUGGGUAGCUGAACCCUGGAGCGUGUGGAAGGUCAGUAACGUGGAUCUGAAGGAGAACUGUGGCGAGGGCGUUCAGACCAGAAGAGUCAGGUGUAUGUUGAACACAGUGGACGGUCCCUCUGAUGCGGUGGAGGACUAUCUGUGUGAUCCAGAGGAGAUGCCGCAGGGCACGAGGGAGAGCCGUCUGCCCUGUCCCGAGGACUGUGUGCUGUCCGACUGGAGCCCCUGGACCCCAUGUGACCUGCCGUGUUCUGGAAGAGGAGAUCGAGAGAGGACGGCGUUUGCACUGCGUCUGCCUAAAGAGGGAGAGGACUGUCCAGUUAGCAUGCAGACCGAGCCCUGUCUCCUGAACCACAACUGCUUUCACUACAGCUACAACAUCACUGACUGGAGCACCUGCCAAUUAAGUGCCAGCGCUGUGUGUGGAAUCGGUCUCAAGACGAGGAUGCUGGACUGCGUUAGAAGUGACGGCAAAUCUGUUGACCUCAAAUACUGCGAGGAGCUGCGCUUAGAGAAGAAAUGGCAGAUGAAUGCUUCCUGUACAGUGGAGUGUCCAGUCAACUGCCAGCUCUCUGAUUGGUCAGCAUGGUCCGACUGCUCACAGACCUGUGGUCUUGAAGGGAAGAUGUAUCGCAGACGGACGGUGGUUGAGGCGUCUCAGGGGGACGGCAGGCCGUGUCCGUCUCAGAUGGAGCAGUGGAAGCCGUGUCCUGUGAGACCCUGCUACAGAUGGCAGUACGGCCCGUGGUCCGAGUGCCGUGUCGAGGAGGUGGUGUGUGGGGUGGGCCUGCGUUUCCGGAACCUGUCGUGCUUUGUAUCAGACGGCUCUGUCGAUGGGAAGAGCAGCACUGUAGAGGAAGAGCUCUGUGCUGGACUGGAGCAGGCCGUUGAUGGAGAUAAGAAUAUUGUUCUGGAGGAGACCUGCACCUUACCCUGCCCUGGUGACUGUUACCUGAUGGAGUGGUCCGACUGGAGCCCGUGUCAGAGUGUGUGUGUGAAGGGCCAGCGUCUGGACUUCACUCCGGUGCAGGUCCGUUCACGUGCCGUCAUCGCUCAGGAGCCGGAGAACAUCGCUCAGUGUCCCGAUCUGGAGUGGCAGACCCGGCCCUGCAGCAAUGGGGAGUGUUAUGAGUACCAGUGGAUGGGCAAUCCUCAGCUGAUCUGGUGUCAGCGCUCGGAUGGAAUAAACGUCACAGGUGGAUGCCCUCCAGCGCUACUGCCAGGGACGGACCAGUCAUGUGAUCCACCUUGUGACAAACCACAGUCAUUUUGCUCAGAGGAGGGUGUAUGUAUGUGCGAGGAGGGCUAUACAGAGGUGCUGACGGCUGAGGGGAUGCUGGAGCAGUGUACACCCAUCCCUGUGCUCGAAAUCCCCACCGCAGGGGACAAAAAAUCUGAUGUGAAGACCAGCCGGGCGGUCAACCCCACCCUGCCCUCCACUGUACAGCCUGGACGUGUCGGGCGCACCUGGUACCUGCAACCCUUUGGACCAGAUGGAAAGCUGAAGACGUGGGUGUAUGGCGUGGCGGCAGGUGUUUUUGUCCUCCUGGUAUUUAUAGUGUCAAUGAUUUACCUCGCAUGCAGUUACUGUGCCAUGCGGCGGUCUCUCGGGACGCCAGAUUCUGCCAAUGGUACGGUGGUAUGGAUGGGCCAAGAUGCCCAUGAGCUGACCUACACCUGCCCUGAGUGCCAGCAGCCGAGUCAAGAGUCAAGAGCCAGUUAAAGGCUGGAGAAACAGGCUCCUGAUGUCCUAACAUCUCAGCCGCCUCUGCCUCGUGCCUCCUCCUCAGUCUGUGCCUUACGUUCUGAUGCUAAAUGCAUCAAGCUGCCCGG
Molecule: messenger RNA, 5594 nt
Organism: Carassius auratus (goldfish)
Lineage: Eukaryota; Metazoa; Chordata; Actinopteri; Cypriniformes; Cyprinidae
Product: thrombospondin type-1 domain-containing protein 7A-like
Exons: 30
Coding region: 454-5484 (1676 amino acids)
Source: RefSeq, a predicted model, not a curated record